CCAGCCCCUGGGCGCGGCCUGCAGGGGGCAGGCGAUUGCCUGGGGAAGCGGGGGCAGGACGAGCCACCAGCUCCCGCUCCGCAGCCGCAGGGACCGCUCUGCGCCCGCCUGGUGCGCCCUCCUUGGCCAGUGAACUCGCGCUGCCCCGCUGCUGCCAUGUGUGCGGCUCGGACGCCGCAGCUGGCGCUCAUCUUCCGAGGGACUUUCGUCCACUCCACCUGGACCUGCCCCAUGGAGGUGCUUCGCGAUCACCUCCUCGGCGUGAGCGACAGCGGCAAAAUAGUGUUUCUAGAAGAAUCAUCUCAGCAAGAAAAACUGGCCAAAGAAUGGGGCUUCAAACCAUGUGAGAUCAGAGAGCUGAGCCACCAUGAGUUCUUCAUACCAGGCCUUGUUGAUGCACACAUCCAUGCCCCUCAGUAUGCCUUUGCUGGAAGCAACGUCGACCUGCCACUUUUGGAGUGGCUGAACAAGUACACAUUUCCUACAGAACGAAGGUUCCAGAGCACCGAUGUGGCCGAAGAAGUCUACACUAGAGUUGUCAGGAGAACACUAAAGAACGGCACCACCACGGCUUGCUACUUUGGAACAAUUCACACUGACUCAUCCCUGCUCCUUGCGGAAAUUACAGAUAAAUUUGGGCAGCGAGCGUUUGUGGGCAAAGUAUGCAUGGAUUUGAAUGACACUGUUCCAGAAUACAAGGAGACCACCGAGGAGUCAGUCAAGGAGACAGAGAGAUUUGUGUCAGAAAUGCUCAAAAAGAACUAUCCAAGGGUGAAACCCAUAGUGACCCCGCGCUUUUCCCUUUCUUGUACGGAGACUCUGAUGAGUGAACUUGGCAACAUCGCCAAGACCCACGAUCUGUACAUCCAGAGCCACAUAAGUGAAAACCGUGAAGAAAUUGAAGCUGUGAAAAGCCUAUACCCUGGUUACAAAAAUUACACAGAUGUCUAUGAUAAAAACAAUCUUCUGACCAACAAGACAGUGAUGGCGCAUGGCUGCUACCUUUCUGAAGAAGAGCUUAACGUCUUCAGUGAACGAGGAGCAUCCAUUGCACAUUGUCCCAACUCUAAUCUGUCGCUGAGCAGUGGCUUACUGAAUGUGCUUGAUGUCCUGAAGCAUAAAGUGAAGAUAGGGCUUGGGACAGACGUGGCUGGUGGUUACUCCUAUUCCAUGCUGGAUGCUAUCAGAAGAGCAGUGAUGGUUUCCAAUGUCCUCUUAAUUAAUAAGGUGAACGAGAAAAGCCUCACCCUCAAAGAAGUUUUCAGACUAGCCACUCUUGGAGGAAGUCAAGCCCUGGGGCUCGAUAGUGAGAUUGGAAACUUUGAAGUCGGCAAGGAAUUUGAUGCCCUCUUGAUCAAUCCCAGAGCAUCAGACUCUCCCAUCGAUCUGUUUUAUGGGGAUUUUGUUGGUGAUAUUUCUGAGGCUGUUAUCCAGAAGUUCCUCUAUCUAGGAGACGACCGAAAUAUUGAGGAGGUUUAUGUGGGUGGAAAGCAGGUCGUUCCCUUCUCCAGCUCAGUGUAAGGCUUUGGACAUCCAUGAAGCUCUCCUGGGAGAACAUAAUUCUGCAAUCUUCCUUGUGCCCAGGGACCAAUCAGAAAGUAUAUUUUAAAAAAGUACCGUGUUCUUUGGAUGACUUAUGUUCCUGUGUCUCCUUCCAGUGCUCAUUUGGUAAAUUAUUUGAAGGGAGUACGCUGCUUCUCCACUCUGGUCUGGGAGCAUUCGUAAUUUCAUGACAGUGCCUCCCAUUGGGCUGUUUAGAUUUGUGUUAAGGUCACACAGAAGGUAGUAUUAACAGCUGGCAAUGUGCUUUUGAUAGUGAAGUAAAACCUUUUCAUAUAGGGAAAUACAGGGUGAGGAACUCUCCCUAUGUGAUUAGACACUCUGUGCUAAUGACUGAAAAAAUUUAAGAAACUCCAGUAUGGACCAAUGAGCAGAUGUUUAUGAGAGAGAACAAGCUAGACAUUGAAAAGACAUUGGAAAAUCACUGGUUGUGCUUGGAAAUUAAAUAUUGAGAACACUCUUGUAAAAAGAGAACUUACUGGAUUUAAAACAUGCUUCUAGAUUGACCUUGUCUAUGGAAAUUCGCACUUUGUGAAAUUAGCAUUUCAGGGUGUGCUACUGUUAUGCUUUCUCUUCUUGGGAUGAAUGUCAGAAACAGAAUGCCACGCACUUUUCAAAUAUAGUUCUACGCUUCAAAGUGUUUGACAGAAGUUGAGUAUUAAAGAUUUAAAGUCUCUUAGGGAUAGUAUUCACACAGCCACAUGGCAUAAAUAGUUGUGUUUUUGUGUACUUCAAAGUCAUCUUGAUUCCUGGCUGUGAGGUGUUCCAGUUGCUUCUAUUUUAUUAUAUGAGAAACAAGCCCUGUGUACGUUGCUGCCCUGUAGAGUGGAAUCUUCAUAAAUUGGGGAAGUAGUGUAUUCCCCAGAGCUGUUAACACUGUCAGGACAGGGUUCUUUGCAAUGCUGAAUCUACCCAACCCAAUUUGUCAGCGUUGCUGUACAGUUCACCCUCCUAUCAAUGUGCUAGAACUUAAAAGCCAAGUGAAAGUCCCUUAAAGAAUUAAGGAUAAGACUCUGUACGGCCUGUAUAUUGAAAGAACUCUGUUUUUUCAAAUUUAUCAAAUUGUCAUUGUAAUUCUUUAAGAUUCUUCUGGCAUCAAAAUCUUAGAAUAGUGAAAAUGAUAUAGAAUUGCCAUUUAAUGUUUAUAUUUCUAGGACUUACCUGUACUAGACACCAAGAAAUAUUAAACAAAAGAGGACCCCUUAGCUUUUCUAACUAAUAUAGUAUCUCUUCUCACACCAGAACUAAAACCAGGUCAUAACCAUGUGGCUGAGCCUUAGGAAACAGUGAUGUGGAUUCUAAUUAAAUACAUUUUUCUCAAUUUAUUCCAUCUCCUACAAGCAAGCAAGAACCAGGAACAGGUUUUAUUAACAACCCAUUUCAUUCCUAGGGUUUAGGUGAGUUUCUAUUUUAUAUUAUAACAGAAAAAACAUUAGGGAAUAGAGUUACUUUUCAUGUCCAAGAAUACGUAGUUCCUCUGCUGUCCGGUAAACAUCAAUUUCACUGCCCAUGCUAACUCAGCAGUACCUUGUCCAGAUCUAUUUUCCUGGUAGAAGCACUUUUAGAUCUGGUUGUGUAUACAUUGCAUCUGAAGAUGAUACACAUUUUAGGUCUUACUUCAUUUUAUCUUAAAAAAAAAAAAAA
Arvicanthis niloticus (Nile rat) is the source of this 3204-nucleotide messenger RNA. RefSeq names its product guanine deaminase (gene Gda). NCBI's taxonomy places the organism in Eukaryota, Metazoa, Chordata, Mammalia, Rodentia, Muridae. Gene Ontology annotation, biological process: guanine catabolic process. Gene Ontology annotation, cellular component: cytosol. The record is from RefSeq and is a predicted model, not a curated record. Gene Ontology annotation, molecular function: zinc ion binding; guanine deaminase activity.